Ascochyta rabiei is the source of this 1026-nucleotide messenger RNA. RefSeq names its product Integral membrane protein SED5. The record is from RefSeq and is a predicted model, not a curated record. NCBI's taxonomy places the organism in Eukaryota, Fungi, Ascomycota, Dothideomycetes, Pleosporales, Didymellaceae. The coding region runs from base 1 to 1026 and encodes 341 amino acids. Gene Ontology annotation, molecular function: SNAP receptor activity; SNARE binding. The transcript has 2 exons. Gene Ontology annotation, cellular component: Golgi membrane; SNARE complex; endomembrane system. Gene Ontology annotation, biological process: intracellular protein transport; vesicle fusion; endoplasmic reticulum to Golgi vesicle-mediated transport.
AUGGCCGUCUCGAUCCAGGACCGCACCGAUGAGUUCCGCUCGAUUCUCGCCCAGGCCCAGCGACGCCAGGCCCAGUCCAAGACGGGAGCCCAGCGCCAGUCGCUGCUCACAGCCCAGGAGAAGGCCCAGGCAAGCCUCUCGCCGCAACGACAGCGCUCCGAGUUUGCACGCAAUGCCGCCGACGUCGCACGCGGUGUCGCAAGCACAAUGCAGAAGCUGGAGCGCCUGUCCCAGCUGGCCCGGCGCAAGACGCUGUUCGACGACCGGCCCGUCGAGUUCGACGAGCUCACCUUCGUCAUCAAGCAAGACAUGACGGCGCUCUCUGGGCAGGUGCAGAACCUGCAGCAGAUCAACUCGAAGCUGCACCCCAAGGCGAAGCCAGGCGUCGACCAGGAGGGAGAGCACAACAGCAACGUGGUCCUGCUGCUGAAAGACAAGCUGCAGAACGUGGGCACCAACUUCAAGGACGUCCUCGAGGUGCGAACCAAGAACAUGCAGGCAUCGCGCUCGCGCACAGAACAAUUCCUCUCGACCGCGCAGUCCUCGUCUUCCCUUGACCCUAGCCGGACAGACUCCCCACUCUACCAGACACCGUCGCGAGGACGCUCUCCAGGUGGCUUCAAGAACACAAACGCCGCACAGCAAGACCUGCUCUCCCUCGAGCCCUCAGGCUCAUCCGCUCUCACACGUGGCGGGCCACAGUCAGACGCGCAACUGCUGCUUAUGGAAGAGGCGCAGCCGCAGAACGCGUACAUCCAGGAGCGAGGCCGAGCAAUAGAAUCAAUCGAGUCUACGAUCCAAGAGCUUGGCGGCAUCUUCAGUCAGCUGGCGCAGAUGGUGUCCGAGCAGGGUGAGCAAAUUCAGCGCAUCGACGCCAACACCGAGGACGUGGUUGAUAACGUCGAGGGUGCGCAGCGCGAGCUGAUGAAGUACUGGAGCCGGGUGCAGGGCAACAGAUGGCUUGUCGCGAAGAUGUUCGGUGUUCUUAUGAUAUUUUUCCUCUUGUGGGUGCUCAUCUCUGGGUAG